UCGAGGGACGGAAAACACAAAGUUGGGAAUAUCAUAGGAGUUGUAAUGACCGACACUCCACCCAGUGAUGGCCCCUCCCAGGGUGCUGAGUUUGAUAUGAUGGGUGCUCUGGACUGGAAGGACGGUAUUGCCACGCUGCCAGGCAGUGACAUAAGGUUUCGCAUGACAGAAUUUGGGACGCUUGAGAUCGUUACAGACUUAGAGGUCAAAGGGCAGAAGGCACAGGCUGAGACCUUGGACCCAGCUCAGUCUCACACUCCUACCCCUCCACCAGAGGGCCAAUCACAGACUGGUACAGCCAAAGCUCCAGCCAAUCAGAGUAAGCCAGGAUCAUCUCACGGUAAAGCCCCCGGUCCUGUGCUUCUGUCUUUAGAAGAGGGUCCCAGUACGGAGGGCCCCAGUGUGGAAGUUGGUCCCAGCGUUGAGGUUGGCUCCAGCGCAGACAUGGGUCAAAAUGGGGAGUUGUCAAGGUGCCGGGCCUGUGGUGGCCGCGUGGCCCGAGACGCCCUCAUUCAGGGCAAAUUCUGUAGCUCCAUUUGUGCCCAGCCCUCCAGUGGCAGAUCGUCCCCAGGGGAGGCAAGGGAGAGUCAAGCAGCUGACGGUGAGAGGCUGGGUAAACGUGUGCGCAAAAAGAGGAAGAUCUAUAUGGAUUCUGGUGAUGAAGAGGAAGACAACCAAGAGGAACCAGAGGAAAAGGCCAAAACUACGAAAGGCAGGAGAGGUGCCAAAAUUGCCAAACUGGCUACUGUCCCAGGCAAUAAGAAACGGGCUUGGAGCUGGCCUUCUUACUUGGAAGAGGAGAGGGCCAUCGCUGCUCCCGUUAAACUGUUCAAAGAGCACCAGUCGCUUCCUCAAAGCAGGAACAGUUUUAAAGUGGGAAUGAAGCUGGAGGGGCUGGACCCGUCUCACCCGUCCCUGUUCUGCGUGCUCACUGUUGCAGAGAUACAAGGCUACAGGGUGAGGCUCCACUUUGAUGGUUACCCAGAAUGCUACGACUUCUGGGCCAACGCCGACUCGUGGGACAUGAAACCAGCCGGCUGGUGUGAGAAGAAUGGACAUAAGUUAUUGUUGCCUAAAGGUUGCAAAGAUGGAGAGUUUAAUUGGAGCAUGUAUGUGAAGAACUGCAGGGGUCAGCUGGCCCCGAAACACCUUUUCAAGAGUCUCAACACAUCUGUGACUCCGUCUGGAUUUAGAGCCGGGAUGAAGCUGGAGGCGAUUGACAGGAAGAACCCGUCAUUGAUCUGUGUAGCAACCAUUGCUGCUGUUGUUGACAACCGGCUCCUCAUUCAUUUUGACAACUGGGAUGACACAUAUGAUUAUUGGUGUGACGCUAGCAGUCCAUACAUCCAUCCUGUGGGAUACUGUGAGGAGGCUGAGCUUACUCUGACCACGCCAGCUGGUAAGACACAGACCAAGACACACGUGGAGUAUAAACAACCUAAGAGCUUCUCAUGGGAGAAAUACCUGGAAGAGACGAGCACACAGGCUGCUCCUGCUCGCGUGUGUUUGCAGCGACCUCCACAUGGCUUCCAGAUUGGGAUGAAAGUGGAAGCUGUGGAUAAGAGGAACCCCAUGCUCAUCCGUGUUGCAACAAUAGCCGACACAGAGGACCACCGACUAAAGAUUCAUUUCGAUGGCUGGAGCUCAGAAUAUGAUUAUUGGGUGGAGACAGACUGCCCUGAUCUGCACCCUGUAGGCUGGUGUCAGAAAACCGGACACCCGCUACAAUACCCCAACGGCUCCAGUGAUUUAGUGACUGCCCCAGGACAAGGUUGUCCUACCCCAGGAUGCAACGGGGUUGGCCACAUUAGAGGACCUCGCUAUGGGACCCACUACACUCAGGUGAGCUGUCCCUAUUCGGAGAUGAAUCUGAACAAGGAGGGCUUGCUGCCAGACCGCCUCAGUGGAGAACGACCCCUCGCCCUCAGUGGACCUCAUCCACGCGGGCGCCGCCCCGAUCCUCAUACAAACACCACACAGGCCUCCUCGGCGCCAGACCAGCCGGAAGGAGCUGAAGACUCCCAGAACAGGAAACCGUUGACAGUGGAGGCUGAGCGUUUGGUACGUAACACUCAGCCAGAGCCACCGGGUGGAGCCAGUGAGCAGAGCCACAAUGGAACAAGGCCUAAACGGACUGCUCCAGUUCCCAAAUACCUGAAAAUGCACUACGUCAAAGAGGAGAUUGGCGAUGGUAAAGCCUCUCCCUCUCCAGACACCAUCUCUCUCCAGCAGGCCCUCCACGAGUCUGUGUUCUCCCCCGGCCUCUCUGCCUCUCCCCCCCACCGGGUUGCUCUCUGCUGGGACAAACACUGCCAGCUGCUGCCCGAGGUCCUGGGGCUGACUGCCAAGAGAGUGGCCACUUGGAGCGCUGAGGAGGUGGCCGCUUUUGUCAAAGGACUUCCAGGGUGUAAAGAACAUGCUGCUACGUUUAAAACAGAGCAAAUAGAUGGCGAGGCCUUCCUGCUGCUCACCCAAGCGGACAUCGUCAAGAUCCUGUCAAUCAAGUUAGGUCCCGCCCUGAAGAUCUACAACUCCAUCCUCAUGUUAAAGAACGCAGAUGAAGAGUGAGACCUGACUCUAAAGACUGACGAGGAAUCAGUCCCUCCUAACCGGACCCUCAGCUCCGGUUUCAUCAACACUCAGCUAUAAGACAUUUUAUUAAAAUCAGCCAGAACAGGUUUCUUCUGUCGAGCUCUGCAGCGAUGCAGCUAGACAUCAUCACAGAAAAAACGUCCGUCCCUCCCCCGACUCCCUCCUCUCUCCGUGAUGGACAGUACUGAUCAACCUGAGGGAGAGUUUUACAUGAUACCACGAGGAUUCCUCGACUUAUAUCGUGUUUGUUUACUGAAUCAUUAAAAAAAAAGAACUACAGGCACCUUUAAUGCUCCUUAACAUUGUACAGUUUAUGAAUUGGAUUUAGGGUCACGAUUCUGUUGCAUCUCCUUUUUUUUUUUUUUUUUU
Messenger RNA from Anoplopoma fimbria (sablefish), 2961 nucleotides. It is a transcript of the gene l3mbtl1b, whose product is annotated as L3MBTL histone methyl-lysine binding protein 1b. The transcript has 21 exons. Bases 46 to 2568 code for a protein of 840 amino acids. Gene Ontology annotation, biological process: regulation of DNA-templated transcription. The record is from RefSeq and is a predicted model, not a curated record. Gene Ontology annotation, molecular function: zinc ion binding; protein binding. Lineage: Eukaryota; Metazoa; Chordata; Actinopteri; Perciformes; Anoplopomatidae. Gene Ontology annotation, cellular component: nucleus.